This is a messenger RNA of Macadamia integrifolia, 1419 nucleotides long. RefSeq names its product troponin T, skeletal muscle-like. The record is from RefSeq and is a predicted model, not a curated record. NCBI's taxonomy places the organism in Eukaryota, Viridiplantae, Streptophyta, Magnoliopsida, Proteales, Proteaceae. The transcript is spliced from 3 exons. The coding region runs from base 119 to 1192 and encodes 357 amino acids.
UGGAACACCUUUACUAGUUUUCAUUCUUGCUUUCGAUUUUUCUGCUCCUUUCUCCACCUCUCUGGUUUCGAACGAUCCCGCGAUCUAAAUCGUUUUUUCUUCGAUCAAAGAAAUAAUAAUGGAGACUCCCGCAUCAAUGAGAAGAAUUACAAGAUCACAGGCUUUGACUGCAACGAACAACAUCCCAACGUCAAGGAAAAGCGAACAAUCUGAAAAGAAGUCUCAAUCGAGACAAAGAAACUUGAAAAGCGACAAGUCGGCGCUUAAUGAUAUUACGAACGAUUCCCCCAUUGUUGGCCUUGCUGGUGGAAGCUUGGAGACGCCUUCCUCCUUUGCCAAGAAAAGGAAUCAACCCAAGAAGACCCCUGGUUCUGGGGAGGCCCUGCUUCGGGGUCAGGUCAAGACCCUCUUACAGAAGGUCGAAGAAGAGGCUGAGUUCUCCAAAUUUUGUGUCGAGCACCUCCCGUCCCUCCAUCUCUCGGGCGCCCUUGGUUCUCCAUCGGGGCUUCUCGCCCCAACUCCAGCGAACACACCCCAGAUCCCCAAUCUUUCCUGCGGCGGAGAUAUCAAGAACAUUCUAAACGGCUCCGCCUCCGAAAUGCCGUCCUCCAAUGUAGACGAAGAAUCCAAGAUUCCUCAGGCGGUCAUGGACAUAGAAGAAACGAAGCAAGAUUCUCUGGAAUCUGUAAGGAAUGUGACGAUUCGGUCUUUACUGUUUGAUUUCUCUGAGAAGUCAGAGAUCUCUGAUUCAUCAGAAUGCUCGUCUGCGCUGACUUACCAAGGCGAGACUCACGGCCUAGAGAAGUCAGUUGAGGAAGACGAUGCUUCAGUUUGGUCCAUUCAGGUCAACGCUAGUACUAUAGACGAAGAUGAAGAUGGAGAAGAAAUUGUAGAAGGAGAGGAAGCAGAAGGAGAUGACAACUACUACGAGGAAGAAGAAGAAGGAGAAGAAGAAGAAGAAGAAGAAGUGUUUGACCAACUGUGCGAGGGUCUGAGCAAGAUGAUCGUUCAAGAGAAGAGAAUGCCCGAGUUCAAGGGCAAGCAUACCCGGUUCGUGUACAACAAUGACGACGAGAUUGAAGGAGCAGAGGAGGUCUCGGAGAGUAUUUCACCUGAAGUAUUGCGUUUGAAUGGUUUGCCCACUCCGAAAGGGAAGCACCUUCGCUUCCACCAGGAAGAAGAGGAGGAUUGACAAAUGGAGGCAGAAUUUCUUAUUCUGUUGUUACUUCUUUCUUCUGUAUGUUUUGAAACUCGAAACUCGAAACGAUUUUGAUUCCUGAACGCAAUUGCUUAGUUUUGCUCCUGAAUGUAUGUCAUAUAGAGCUUGAUACAUUUUCAGAUUGUUUAAUUGGUGGUAUGUUUUGCCCUCUAAUUUAGUCAACAAGAGAGAGAUAAAAAACAAAACACUCAAUUUGACUA